GCCGACUCAACGUGUUAUUUGUUUUUAGCUGGCUUGGUAGUUAGCUUCAGUUUUGUCGAGGUCUUUCUGGGAAAUAUCGUCAAAACAAUGGCUUCCCUUGAUAUGGACGGCAUACCAGAUCCUGUUGGAAUCCAAGAAGAACCCUCAAUCUUUCGCUGUAAAAAGUGCCGAAGAUGUGUUGUAGACUCAUCAUGCUUGCUUUCAGCCUCCAAAGACCUCCUGGCUGGAUGUUCAGUGUGGCAUGUGGAUGUGGAUGCUUUGCCUGACUGGAUCCUGUCACUUAUUAAUCAGGUUCACUGGACGACAGGGAAACUGAACUGCCAGCACUGUGGCGCACGUCUUGGUGGUUUCAACUUUCUAAACCAUUCACAAUGUCCCUGUGGACAUGAAACAACCGUACACCUCAUUAAAAGCCGCGUUGAUCAGGUUGUAAAGCAUCUGGUCUACUUGAGCAGACCAGGUACAGCUAGAGUACACACAGAGUUUAAGGUUAAACAUGCAGACCAGGAAGGACCAGAGGGCAGGAAUCUGGGAUGUGAUCUACAUCAGGUCACUCAUGGACUAAACCCAGAGCCUGCACUCCAGAGCAGACAAAUACAAGCAACUCAGUUUCAUGGUGAGACAUGUGUCAUUUCAACAUGCAGUCGUCCCCUUUCUUUGCCUCUUAUUUAUCCUGUACAUGAGCAAGUAAACGAGGCAGGGCCUCACGAUGCUAAUGACCACAUACAGCUGACACCACCAGAACUAUCAGAUCACCUACAGAACCAGGAUGGUCAUCUUGAUUCCUUUCCAUCACCUACUGAGGAUGCAGUCAUGGGACAAACAGACAUCAGUGAAGGUGUUAGAGAGGAAAUACAGGAUCGUGUCUGCUCCACGCCUGUGCAGCUGUUGACCAAAAGGGAGAAGAAUCAUUUAAAAACCCUGAGGAGAAAGCAGAGAAAGAAAGAACGCUGGAUUCAGAGACAACUUGAGGAGAAGGUGAGUGACGCCCUUAACACCGGUGCAGAGGGAAAACCUGGGCCGGUAUGCUGGCACGACGGGGAGCCGGAGCAUCUCCAGAAUCAGGGCUCUGCAAGGGAGGUGGAGGCUGUGAUCCGGAUCCCCGACGCGCCAGAGACCGCCCCUGAUCGGGCUGGAACGUAUUGCAUACCGAGUGUGAGCUGGAAUCUUACAAGCAGCAAUGAAGAGGAGAAGGAGGGCUGCAUGUGUGCCGUGUGUCUGGACGUGUACUACAAGCCAUACAUGUGUCAGCCCUGCAGCCAUGUGUUCUGUGAGCCAUGUCUGAGGACACUGGCAAAGAGCCGGGCCAACAGCACGCCAUGCCCCCUCUGCAGAACUCUCAUAUCGCAUGUGAUCUUCCAGGAAGAGCUUCACCAGCGCACAAGGACCCAUUUCCCCAAAGAAUACCGCAUGAGAAAUGAGACUUUCCAAAAGACCAGCUAUUCUAAAUGGCCCCUGCCCAGUUCACCGAAACAUUUUCACAUUUUAUGGGGCCUGCAGAGACACAGAGCCUCGGCUGGUCAGUGGCAAUUCCCUCUCAGAGCAUUGGGACUGAACAGACUGGAACUCCGAGACAUAAGGGGCUGGACAUUUCACUCUGAUAUGAUCACCUUCAUCUUCUCUAUCCACUGGGUGCUUGCCUUUUUUAUCAUCUUGUGUGGCCUUUUCUACAUCUUCCUCUGGUGAUAUGAUGAGAACUCAACCAUUUCAGAGUUGCAUGAGGCAAAGCUGUGGAUAUAUAAUCACUAUACACAUUACGUGCAGUUUUUUUUUAGAGAGUAAAAAGUAUUUUUGAAAUGAUAUCUGGUUCAGAUAUACUGUUCAGGAGUGGGUUUCCUGAAAGCCGCUUAAGGGCAAGAGUGUCUUUAACGGUCUCUUAAAAAUCAUCGUUAAACUAACAUGGUUUUCCUGAACAACGUUGUAGCCAAAGUAUUUACUUUAGUUCCCUCUUAACUUACGAUGGACCUGGAUCACUCUUUCAUAGCAAAGAGUGUCUCCUCACAGCGGAAUACACAAACUGUGCAUGCACCUUAAAGGGACUGUUCCAAUCAAUGGGCGGAAACUGGUGUUGAAUGUGCUGCCAGUAUGCAGUGUUAAACUAUUUUUCUUGUAUAUUGCAAGUACAUUGAGUUAAUUAUUAAAUAUACAUAAAACAUUAUGAAUAUAUUUCAAUGUUAUGGAAUUCUCAUCUCAUCUCAUUAUCCGUAGCCACUUCAUCCUGUUCUACAGGGUCGCAGGCAAGCUGGAGCCCAUCCCAGCUGACUACGGGCGAAAGGCGGGGUACACCCUGGACAAGUCGCCAGGUCAUCACAGGGCUGACACAUAGACACAGACAACCAUUCACACUCACGUUUACACCUACGGUCAAUUUAGAGUCACCAGUUAACCUAACCUGCAUGUUUUUGGACUGUGGGGGAAACCGGAGCACCCAGAGGAAACCCACGCGGACACGGGUAGAACAUGCAAACUCCGCACAGAAAGGCCCUCGCCGGCCACGGGGCUCGAACCCGGACCUUCUUGCCUUGAGGCAACAGCGCUAACCACUACACCACUGUGCCGCCCUGUUAUGGAAUUGUGUAUUAAAUGAAAUAUUGUAAUGUCACAUUAUCACCACAUUUUAAUAAAAUGUAACUCCAUUAUUAGGCAAGUGGUUAUUUAAUUUGGUGUCCUAAAUGAGACAAUGCUCUGUACCUGUAACAUUGUACCUACAUAAAGGGCAAAACAUUGCCAACUUGGCAUUGUGAAUAACAGUUGAAAUAAUCAUGGCUGCAGUACGAAGCUCCACUUGUCUGGCCAGUAGGUCUAGUUUUGCCUGUUUAAGGCCCAUCUGCUCCUGUGGGUGCUGCUCCCUUUGGUCAUGCAGGUCUCGGCGCAAAUGGAGUCGAUCCUUUUCAAUGUUGAACAGCUCCCGGCUCCACUGACACUCAGACAGCUGUACUUUGGCUACCUGCAGUCUGGCAAGCAAUCAGCUGAGAGGGUCCAGGGGAUGGGAAGGGGAGAGGCACUGUGGUCUGUGGAGGAGGCAGGUGAUGGGAUAGAUACUGUACCUCCUUCAUAUGCCAAAUACCACUUGGCUGCAUGGUAAUUUAUAAUGGACAUUUAAGCUCUUGACUGGGAUUCGUUCAUGUGAACGUUUGUUCAUUUAACAAAAACAAAAAAGCGCUUGGAAUAAAAAUUGUAUCGUCCAAAAAUGUAAAAUAGUUUAAAUUAUUAAUUACCAUAUUAUAUAAGUAAUGCUUAAUGACAAUACAAUAUACCGUAUUUUCUGGACUAUAGAGCGCACCUGUAUAUAAGCCGCAUCCGCUCUAUUUUUAAAAAAAAAUUUAAAAAAAGAUAUACAAGCCGCACCGGGCUAUAAGCCGCAGAUAUCUAUGUUGAAAAAUUAGAUAUUUAUCUGCAUGUACAGAACGAUUUUGUACUGUAAAUGUACAUGUAUGUACCUGAACAGAUUCUUUCCGAACAGUGCCUUUUAACACAGCAGCAACUUUGCUGAUUAAAACGGAACAGAACCAAGAGAAAAUAACCGGUAUUUAUUUACCUUCAUUUCUCCUGUGUUUGAAACCACAAGUCACUUUAAUCAUCUUCGCUGGAUUUGAAAAUAAUUACCAGUUAGUAAUUUGUCGUGCAUGUUCUAUCUGCUAAAGAUCUGCUAAUUCUUCUUUGCAUUGAUUUUUCGUCUAUCUUAUUUUUGAUUCUACUUCCGGUUAGAGCGCCCCUAGCGGUGGAAGAAAAAUCCACAGAAUAGCCGCACCUUUGUAUAAGCCGCAUGGUUCAAAACCUAGGAAAAAAGUAGCGGCUUAUAGUCCAGAAAAUACGGUAUUCACGUAUUUUAAUUACUUUUAUAUUUGCAUAUAUAUAUGCACAUUGCAAAGAAGCUCUUAGCAAAGUUGAUCUUAAGAGUCCUUUUUAUGAGUGUGUUCAGGAAAACCAUGUACAGUGACCAUGUUCAUCACUUACGUAAGAGCAUCUUUAAACUCCCUUUUUAAUUCUUCAUGUUAUCAGGAAACCCACCCCAGGUCAUUUUGAGCUGAGAGUAACAAAGUGAUGAUAAAAGUGUUAAUAAUGACUGGCUUGAAUCUGAACCAAAAAGGUGAUAUUAGUAGUGCCCCAUUCCCUUAUCACUUAUCUCUUAUUUUCACAACCAAUUCCCAUCAGGGUAAUCCCUCCAGCAUGAGAAGUGACUUUGGAGUAGUCAUAUUGCUAAUAAUCAAGAUAGGAUACAAUGUACUGGAUGUAUUGGGGUUUUGAAAGUGUGUUUUACUGCUUAUUGUGUUUUAAGUUCAUUCAUUCAUUCAUUCAUUCAUUCAUUUUCUGUAACCACUUUUUCCUGAUUAGGGUCAUGGUGAAUCCACAGCCUAUCCCAGGAACAUUGGGUGUGAGGUGUGAAUACACCAUGGAACAGAUGCACAAGUGCAUCCCAUAUUUAAUUUGCAUUUAGUGACACACGAAUCUCCGUAAAAUAAAAAUUUACAGAGAGCUGAAAUGUGAAAUGACAAAAAAGCUAUUUGUACUUAUGUCUACACCAUUAAAAUAUUUAGUCAUGUAACAGCACCUGAAAAGAGUAAAAUUAUGAGACAAAUUACAGAAAAGGUGAAUUAGGUAUAAAUUAAGUGAUGUGGAAACAAAAUGGUUUGAUUAUAAAAAUGGAGAAAAAUUUACACUGAUCACCAAGCAUAUUACACAGGGGAAACUGCUAUGGGGUUUUGUUUGUAAUUAAUUAAAAUUAAGUCUCAGCCUUUCAGAAAGCCUCUCAUUAGCCUCACACCCACUUCAAACUCUCACACUCCUGUGUGGCCUCUGCAAUGCUAUGUUGGAAAAGCAUGUGGGGCUAUGUUAUAAGGAAACCUGAUGUACUCCGGUUGCUUAAUGGAGGUAUGCAACACUAGGAGCAUUCAUUGCAGCUUGAGACACACUAGGUCAAUCACUUAAUCAUGGCUCUAAACUGUUGCACAGCAUUAAAAGAUGCUGCCAUGUUUAGCAGCUAGUUUCUUAAUUUGA
Molecule: messenger RNA, 4998 nt
Organism: Neoarius graeffei (lesser salmon catfish)
Lineage: Eukaryota; Metazoa; Chordata; Actinopteri; Siluriformes; Ariidae
Gene: rnf180b
Product: ring finger protein 180b
Exons: 8
Coding region: 88-1686 (532 amino acids)
Biological process (GO): serotonin metabolic process; positive regulation of proteasomal ubiquitin-dependent protein catabolic process; norepinephrine metabolic process
Cellular component (GO): endoplasmic reticulum membrane
Molecular function (GO): ubiquitin conjugating enzyme binding; ubiquitin protein ligase activity
Source: RefSeq, a predicted model, not a curated record